Molecule: messenger RNA, 1897 nt
Organism: Phymastichus coffea
Lineage: Eukaryota; Metazoa; Arthropoda; Insecta; Hymenoptera; Eulophidae
Product: putative homeobox protein NANOG2
Exons: 4
Coding region: 258-1478 (406 amino acids)
Biological process (GO): regulation of DNA-templated transcription
Molecular function (GO): DNA-binding transcription factor activity, RNA polymerase II-specific; DNA binding
Source: RefSeq, a predicted model, not a curated record
AUCUAUGUAAGUGCAGCUAUAGAAAGUAGAAGGAAAAGUACGAGGUGAGGGAAAAGGGAAAGAGCAAGGUUUUUAUCUGAUUUGGCUCGAGGGUAUAAAUUGGCAGGAACCUCAACGACGCCAUUUUAGUUGACAAACAUGUUGCUUGUGCAGAUAUCUUUGAUAGUUUGUCGAGCGAAGAACUAAUCGACUUAUGUUCCUCUACAUUGAGUAACGGGAACGGGCAGAACGAGCAAGAUCUGGCGUGGAUAGACGAAAUGGCAUCAAAGGCUUCACCGGAUUAUUAUGAAGAGCCAUCGGUGAGAAUAUCAUGUGAAAAUACUCAGAAUGUUCAUUUACAGCCUCCUGCAAACAUGGAUAAAACUGAGGUCUCGCAAGUGGACAACGUGCAACAGUAUAAGGAACAGUGCAACAAUGCUCUUUCCAUUUUUGAUAGCAAGCCGUCAAAUGCGCAAGAUCGUUUACAGCCUCCUGAAAACAUGGAUAGAACCGAGAUCUCGCAAGUGGACAACGUGCAACAGUAUAAAGAGCAGUGCAACAAUGCUCUUUGCAUUAUUGAUAGCAAGCCAUUGACUGCGCAAGCUAGUGUGACGGUUGACAGAAUUGUAAGGCCAGCGGGAAAUUACGUUUUCGAACAACCGGCGAACGUGUCACCGCCGAUGGUUCCUGAAAAUGCAGUACCCCAACAAGCAUUGCCACUGUUAGCUCCUUAUCAAGAGCCGCCCAGCCAACAAACAAACGUUAUUCUAGCCGCGCCUCUUCGAGCUCCUACUAAGCCUGAUCAAUCUGACUCUGCAGCUCCUCGUGUGAAGAGAAAAAGAACGUCCUUCAGCAUGAAACAGUUACUGGAACUCGAACGUGAGUUCGCUAUCUGCCGAUACUUGGAUCGAAGGCAGCGCAGUCGAUUGGCAACCUCGUUGGAUUUGACGCAGCGCCAAGUGAAAAUAUGGUUCCAAAAUCGUCGCAUGAAACUAAAGAAGGAAUUGGUAGAGGUUCAAUCUAAGUUCGUUCCCAACGCCCAAGGAAUUCGCGAGUUGUUGCCACAUCCAUCUCAGCCGCAAUAUACAAAUACAAACGCUUCGCUACAAUCCAACAUCAGCGAUGUUCCACAACAGCAACCAAAUUACUCUACAUGCCGUUCAAUAAAUAACACUGAUCAAUUCUACCUAGUAAUGAAUAUGAUGCCUCCAGAGUGGCAUCUGCCGCUUCAGAAUAUUUCUAAUAAUAAUUUGUUUACGAACACUCGGCAGCAACAGCAAUUUUAUCCAUUUUCCAAUCUAUCAACUUUAAAUUGGCAGCAACAAUCAAUCACCAAUACUUCGUCAACAACCGCUCAGUCUACUUACUCAUGCAAUCACACACCCGCUACAGUUUUACAUCAGGUAAGUUACGACGAAUCAACGCCUAAUCUAACCGGGAACAUUGAAAACACUACUCCGAUAGUACCUGAACAGCAACAUAAAGUUUUGUUUUUUUAACUAUAACAUAUAAGCAGACUAAGUGACAUUUUUUAGUAUUUUUGAAUAUAGCAUGGACAUCUGUGUAAAUUUUUCUAUUGUAAAUUCAACACGGACAAAGGAUAGCGUUAGUUAUACAUUGCAUUGUAUAGGCUUGCGGACAAUUGUGUCCGUUUUAACAUACAUAAACAAUUGUUCACAUUAACAUAGCUAAUUAUUGAUUUGUAUCAUAUUUCUAUACACAUUAACUUUUGAUGUAUAAUUAAUCGUGAACAAUAAAUCGUACGCCAGCGGUAAAUUUGUUAAUGGUAAAAAUAUAUUAGCAUGACCAAAUAGAUAAUGUAUUUAGUAAAAUAUUUGACGAAAAAUUUAUUGUAUUUAAUUAACUUAUUACGUGAUGUUUCGAAAUUAAAUAAAUCAUACAUCUUAAUUAAUUAGUG